Molecule: messenger RNA, 515 nt
Organism: Saccostrea cuccullata (small rock oyster)
Lineage: Eukaryota; Metazoa; Mollusca; Bivalvia; Ostreida; Ostreidae
Exons: 2
Source: RefSeq, a predicted model, not a curated record
AGAAAGUUUCCAGAGAGCAAAUGAUCUAUAUCCAUCAGGCUACUCCUGGAAAUUACCAAAAAUGAUUUGGGAAUCCAGGGAACAACGAGGUUCUCCAUCUUUUCUUCCUAAAGAAACAAAGACAUCUGGUGUAUCACUCGGAGGAAGAGGUACAGGAGUAAUAGGAGACAGUCGAAGAGGAAUAGGAGGAGGCGGAGGAGGAGUAGGUCAAGGAGGAGGAAGAGGAGGAGGUCUAGGAAAAGGAGAUGAUGGAUUAGGAAAAUUAAUAAUACUGGGAGCACUGGGAGCGUGGUGUUUAUCGAAAUUUUGGGCCUGGUAUAAAAACAAAGGGGGUAAGAAAGGUGGAGGCGGAGGUGGCGUUGAUGAUAGAAAAAAAAGUGAUAAGGAUGGAAGUAAUAUUAAUGGAGGUGGAAGUGAUGAUGGCUAUAGCGGCACUUGGGACAAAAGAUGGAAACAAAUGAAAAAGAAUGCAGCGGAAGUGUUGCGAUACAAAGGCAAUAAUUACUAUCUCACUG